CUAUGUUCACAUCUGUACUUGAACACAUGUGCACUGGAAAUGAAUUUUAUAGAAACGCCAAAUUUGCCGCACUAACACGUGUUGUUGUAUAAAAAUGCUUUUGUUUAUAGAUAGUUAGGUAUACGUGUAAAUAUCUAGUAAUUUAACAAAACUUUUAAGAAAUCGUUAGACUUAAUUUAAACGUAUUUAGGAAUUAUCUAAUUGUGUGAAAAUAAAAGCCAUUUAACAAAUAUUGUAAUAUACAAAUACAUCAAAAAAGACAAAAUGUCGAAAUCAAAGACUGCGACUAAACCUCCUCGGAAGGAGGGGUUCAAUCGUUCUAAACACAGUAUGAAUCCAGACCGACCUACGGAAAAUUUGAAAGGUGUAGCGAAAGUACGGUCGAAAGCAACGAUUAAAAGGUUGCAGAUGUAUCGUUGUCAGAAACCGAAGCGCGAUCGCACUGGUAAAAUACUUAGACCAGCGCCGUUCCAAGGAUGGCAACCUUCUGGUUCUAUGUCUCGCAUAGAACCUUCGCAAAGAUGGUUUGGUAAUUCGAGAGUAAUAUCUCAAACUAUGUUGCAAAAGUUUCAGGAUGAAUUAGGGAAAGCUAUGAAGAAUCCUUAUAACGUUGUUAUGAAGCCAACACAAUUACCGGUAACUAUGCUUCAACAGCAGGCCGUAAAUGCAAGAGUACAUUUAUUGGAUACAGAAAGUUUUGAAAGUGUUUUUGGCCCAAAAAAGUUAAGGAAAAAACCGAACAUAGAAACAUCAACGUACGAUGCGUUACAGAAAUUAGCAGAAGAGAAAGCAGAAGUAUAUGAUAAAGAAAAAGACACAAAAGACGUGGAUCUCGUACGUCCCGAUACUGGUACCAAAGAUGCGCAAAGAGAUUGGAUUAUGGGAGCAGGACAAAGCAGAAGAAUUUGGAAUGAAUUAUAUAAAGUGAUAGACUCGUCUGAUGUUAUUUUACAAGUUUUAGAUGCAAGGGACCCUUUGGGAACCAGAUCUCCUCCGAUAGAAAAGUUUCUUAAGACAGAAAAACCUCACAAACAUUUAAUGUUUAUUUUAAACAAAGUAGAUCUCGUACCGACAUGGGUUACGCAAAGAUGGGUAGCUAUUUUAAGUGCAGAAUACCCGACAAUAGCGUUUCAUGCCUCAAUGACGCAUCCAUUUGGUAAAGGUUCAUUAAUAAAUCUGUUAAGGCAAUUCGCAAAGUUACAUAUAGAUAAGAAACAGAUUAGCGUGGGUUUUAUUGGGUAUCCUAACACAGGAAAAAGUUCAAUUAUAAAUACUUUAAGGUCGAAGAAAGUAUGUAAUGUUGCGCCAAUAGCAGGUGAAACAAAAGUAUGGCAAUAUAUUACUCUGAUGCGACGUAUUUAUUUAAUAGAUUGUCCAGGUGUAGUAUAUCCUUCCGCAGAAACUGAUACAGAAAAGGUUUUGAAAGGUGUAGUGAGGGUUGAGCUUGUUCAAAACCCAGAAGAUUAUAUUUCGAGUGUCUUGUCACGAGUAAAACUAGAAUACAUACGAAAAACUUAUAAAAUACCAGAAUGGGACGAUCAUAUGGAUUUUCUAGAGAAAUUAGCUCAUAAAAGUGGGAAAUUGUUGAAAAAAGGAGAACCAGAUAUUACUAUUGUUUCGCGCAUGGUUUUAAAUGAUUGGCAACGGGGUAAAUUACCUUUCUAUGUUUCUCCUCCUGGUUUUGAAGAGCCGUUACUACGGACAACAGACAAUAAUGAACUUCCCAUAGACAACAACGAUACUGGUAAACAAAAUGACAAUGUAGACACAGAACAAACAGAAAGUAAAGAGGAAAAAGAACGGUCGAAGCCUCAAUUAUCUGUCUUACAAGAUUUCAGAAAAAUAAGAGUCGGUUUACCAUAUUCAGGCGAUGAUAUAAAAAAUGAUUUAUACAUUGAAUCCGAUGAUGUCGUGAGCAACAAAGAAGAUAGUUCAAUUCUUUCAGACAUGAAUGUUAACGAUGAAAGUACAGAUAGGUCUAUUAUAGAGUUUGAAGAAAAUGAAGAAGAAGAAGAAGAAAAUGAAGAGGAUAUAGAAAACAGUAAGAAUAUAGAGGUUGAAAAUCACGAAGAAGAGGAUAGUGAUUGCAGCGACGAAGAAAUUUCUCUACCUUUAGAAAAAGAUACUUUAUUGCAAAGUGUGUACGAUGCAGUAGAGGAAGAGUACGAUUCCAGUGACAGUGAAAUGUUAAAUUCAAAUGCUGUGUCUAGUAGCGGUGCAUUCAAAGUUUCUUCUACGUCCACCAAAACCAAGAAACUAACAGAGGCAGGAAAGAAGUUGACAAGUAAACAGCGUAGAGCUAUAGAAAGAGCAAAUAAACGAAAGAAGAUUGGCAGCAACUUUUACGAAGUUACUAACGUAAAGAAUCGAAAUAGGAACAGAAGAAUUCCUAAAGUUAAAAAAUGAAAUAGUUAAUAAAUAAUGAAAACACAUUGAACAGGUUGAAAAUAUUAAUAUUGUAUUAAAUGUUAUUGAAAAAAUAUAGAAUUUGUUAAUACAAUGUAAUGUAUAUUCGACUCUAGCUUUAACGUUCUGUAUGUAAAAAAUUUCUCUGAAAGUAAACCUAACGAAUCAAUUUUUUUAAAUUAUAAUAACAUAUCAACUUUGUACAUAACGCGUGUAUUUUAUACAAUAAAUAUAUUUAUAGCAACGAAACGAUAGUUUUCCAAUAUUUUGAAUUGUAAUGUUAUGCAUAGUGCAAUGUAGUUCCCCUUUGACACUGCAGAGGUCUAUCGUGUUUGACAUUCGUUUCACAUUGUAUAUAAAGUAUAUGUAUCUAUGUACGUUUCUUAAAUGCUGUAAAAAAUGUGCAUACAAUUAAAUAUUAUAUUUUUCACGUGACAGUAUAUUUAUCUGUUUAAAUAGAAUAGUUGUACUUGUUACUUUUGCAAAGGAGUCGUUCGAGGAGGGGUUAUAAAGUGGUUCUAACACAUU
This is a messenger RNA of Nomia melanderi (Alkali bee), 2934 nucleotides long. It is a transcript of the gene Ns2, whose product is annotated as nucleostemin 2. Lineage: Eukaryota; Metazoa; Arthropoda; Insecta; Hymenoptera; Halictidae. The record is from RefSeq and is a predicted model, not a curated record. Gene Ontology annotation, molecular function: GTP binding. Gene Ontology annotation, cellular component: nucleolus.